UAACUCGAUUUGCACCUCGCUGGCUCAUUGCCACGACUAUGAUACGUAGUCUCAAUAAGUCAUACAAGACGGACGGUUGGCAACGUUGAAGAGGUUCAGUAUCGGCCAAGUACCGGUCCGUACCGACCAACUGGAUCAUCAUAAUCUUAUAAUAACUGUGACCGCAGCUCCCACUAACCAUCUCGUCUGAGUACUAGUACUCAAGUACUCAUGGCUGAACCUAAAUCUAACAAUAUCGACGCGACAGAAAACUCGACCACUCAGCACAUUGAAGAUAAGGAGGCGGAUGAAUGGGUUGAAGAGGACGAAAAUUAUGACGACGAUGACUACGAAGACGGAGAGGAAGAAGCAGAGGAAAUUGCGCGUCGGUUGAAGGAACAACUAUGGGCGGACAUUAGCAAAGCGCAGGCAGACCGCGUCAAUGUCACCGCGACGUCAUCAACUCUUGCACCCCUACAUGAGGGUGCUCCGUCUGCGGUUCCUUCUCCAGUUCCGAUCACACACCCGCGUCCCCAAUCGUCUGUGUCAUCCAAGAAGGAAGAAGCCGCAUUAAAGACAAUGACGAACGUGCUGAACAUUGCAGGAAAGGAUCCUCUAGUUCACUCAACUCUGGCAUCUGCAAUUGUUCCUGGUGCAGGCACUAGCGUUCUGGAAAUCCUAAGUCGCACCGUUGCCGCCGGGACAAUUUCCAAAGACCUUGCAAAAUCGCUCAGCCUGACUCUUGUAUCUCUGGCUCGCUCCGACGCUCUCUUUGCCGCACUGCGUCAUUCUAAUGCGCCUGCACUGCAGCUAGACAAGGGCAAGAGGAAACGCGACGAGACCGAAGAAGAACGGCAGAGGAACGAGUCACGAGCCUUUAAACGGCCAACUUUUGCACAUGGACAUUUGCAGAGCCAGAUAACAGACGCAGUUCGCGUCGUAUCAGAAACUCUUGCCUCCCAUCCACCUUCCAACGGCCCACCAGAUCCUUCGAUCAUAUCCUCAAUCCAGCUACAGUUACAUCAAAUAUUUCUUUUUGCGGUCACCUCUUCUGCAAGAGGAGGACCUGAGACGAACGCUUUACAAGAGAUCAGUGGACUCAUUCAGGUGGUUGGAGUCCUGAGUGGCAGUCCUAUUGGCCCCACCGCGGUCCCACCGAAUGCCCCGAUGCCAAAUAUUCAACCCACUGGCGGAUCGAUGUAUCCUCCCCGCCCAUGGAUACCUCCAGGAACAGGCCCUCAUCCCGUCCCUUUUAGCGACAUUGGCACUGCAGUAUACCCCUGCCUAGUGUUAGGUUGCCGCAAGAUUUUCGCGCGGCUUUUUAACCUACGAGCGCACCAACAAGUGCACGCAGUGCAUAGGCCAUAUCGUUGCGUUGCAUGUCCCGCCUCGUUUGCCCGAAAUCAUGACCUAAAACGCCAUGCCAAACUACACGACAAGACGGGAUACCAGUGUGCCGGUUGCUACAAGCUGUUCUCGCGGCGUGACGCAAUCAAAAGGCAUAAAAACAGCAGCGCAGCCCGUGGUGGCAAAGGGGAGGCAUGUGUCAACGCAGCGAUCAAAGAGGUUGAACUGGACAAGGAGGGCGGGGAAGAGGCUCUGCGGGAAGGUCGACGGACACGGAUGUGGGCUGAUAUUGUAACCAAUUCUGUGGCAUCUACAGCAAAUUACGGAACAUUCGGAGAUGAUUGGGGUCCAGAGGAAGGCGAAAUGGAAGGCGACGUCAUCAGCCAUGCACAAAGGGCUGUGCUCAGUCUCCACAAGACGUUGCAAGCUCAUGUGUCCAGCGCGUUAGGAACAACAGCGGAUCAUAAUAUUCCCCCAAUGCAUGUUGAUCCGACCGGAGGCCAAGCGACCCUGGCUAGCGUCAUCGCCAAGGCUCAGCUGCAAAAUAUGCCGUCUUCACAAACUCAACAAGAUAAUUCAGCGAUGGACGCUGCCCAUCCUACCAUGGACGAAUCGCCGUUUUUACCACCGGACGACGGAAGUUACGAUCCGAAUAAUGAUUAUCUUGCUCCAACCGCGGAAAGUGCAACUGUUUCUGCACCGCCGCUCUCACUAUAUGGUCUUUCAGAAGAACAAGCGCGACUUUUGGAGCAGGCCAUUGCAAAUGCUGCAUCUGCAGCUCAAGCACAGGCAGAAGCAGAGGCAGCGUUGGAAGAACAGGAAGAGGAUUAUGAAGAGGAUUACGACGAACUAGACGAAGGUGACGUGGGGAUCUGCUCAACGGUCGGGACCGAAGUCUCCUCAACGUUGGGAUCGUAAUUUUGUCUAUGUAUUGCGAGCGCGCCAAGUAUCAAUCUCUGACAAUUAGUACUAUAGCUUUCUGCCACCUCCCAGGCAUGCCCAGCAGCCUUCCAGCA
This is a messenger RNA of Suillus paluster, 2342 nucleotides long. RefSeq lists its product as uncharacterized. Gene Ontology annotation, molecular function: DNA-binding transcription factor activity, RNA polymerase II-specific; RNA polymerase II cis-regulatory region sequence-specific DNA binding. Gene Ontology annotation, biological process: regulation of transcription by RNA polymerase II. The record is from RefSeq and is a predicted model, not a curated record. The transcript has a single exon. Lineage: Eukaryota; Fungi; Basidiomycota; Agaricomycetes; Boletales; Suillaceae. Bases 211 to 2244 code for a protein of 677 amino acids.